AUGGCUUUGCGCCAACCACAACCCCUCGAGCCAGCCCAUAAUGGGAACCCAUCCUUGCGUCACGUAGGCAUGCUGGAUCUGCUGGACAGAGACCUGCGGCCUACCUUCAUUGUCGAUACUGCUCCAGACAGUAUCAAGUCCGAAAAUGGAAGUGUGCUGGAAUAUUGGAACUCGGCCAUGGCCUCUGCCAAUCCUGGACGUGUGUUGCAAUUGAUGGGCCGCGAAGGCACUACACACAGUAGCAAUGGGAAGGGCAAUGAUGCCUUUACACGUUUUCGGAACUGGUCUCUAUCACAGGAUGCAAUCAGCAAACCUUCCAUGUACUCAGACUAUACUUGGACAAAAGUACUGGUAUCUAGCCGUUGGAACGUAAUAAGCGCCUUCUCCGCGAGCACGUGCGUAGGCAGCGAUGACCCUGAGACGACUACUCUCACCAGGAAGAUUUCCAAACCAAAGGCACCCAAUUUCGAUUGGACGGAUCAGCUUCCUCCACGGCGUCUUACAUCUCAUGCGGCAUGGGCGCGCAGUAUUGACUGGGCAGCGACUCCCUUAGGACCCAUGUCCUCAUGGUCAUCGCAGCUGCGAAGUAUUGCCAACCUGGUUAUGCAGGAUCCGCGACCUGCCGUGGUGUUUUAUGGUCCCGAGCUUAUCAUGAUAUACAAUGAAGCUGAGAUUGAACUUCUAGGUGGAUUCCAUCCGUGCAUGGGUGCCAGUGCUCGCGUGGCUCUUGCUUCCGUUUGGAAAGAGUAUUUUGAGCCUAUCAUAGAAAAGAACCUCCGUGGAGAGACGGUGGAGAAGACGAACACUGCAAUUCACAUGAUACGCAACGGCUUCAUGGAAGAAACAUACUUUCCCUCAAGUGUCACUGUCGGUCAUUAUGAGCCGCUUGUGGAAACGACUAGAGAAGUAAUCGCACAAAGGCGGUCACGCACACUGCUUGAAUUGAGCGAAGAGAUACCGAGAGCGCGCAACACUGAUACAUAUUGGCAUCUUGCAACUGAUGUAUUAUCUCGCAACGCCAAAGAUAUUCCGUUUUGUUUACUAUAUUCUGCUGAGGCCGAUGGGCAUGGCUCUGAGUCGAGCAGGACGCGAUUCUCUGAUAAUAACCAGCAGCAUUGCAAACUCCGCGGUUCGUUUGGGCUGCCCAAGGGCUCACCCGCCGGACCUGAGCAUCUGGACUUUCAGCAAGAUCACGGAUUUACGCCCUACUUUCGCCAGGCCCUUACAGCCCGAAAGCCGAUAAUACUCCGAUUUGACCAGGAUCCUGUAGCUGCUGAGCUGGUUCGAGAUAUCGAAUGGCAGGGCUUUGGAGAUCCCUGUAGAGCACUAGUCAUUUGCCCCUUGAAUCCAACAUCUUCAAAAGACAACAUUCUUGGGUUCAUGGUCAUCGGGCUGAAUCCACGUCGACCGUUUGACGAAGACUACCUCCAGUUUAUCUUGGUCACUAGUCGGCUACUCUCUACAUGCCUAACAUCAAUAUUACUACACGAAGAGGAUAUAGGGCGUCGGGAGCGGACUAUAGCUAACGCCGAAGCGAUGAAGUACCAGCUCAAAGAACAGCUGACGCUAUCUCAACAAGAGGCUGAACGAAACGUCUCGAAGUUCAAGCGUUUCGCUGAGCGGGCCGAUGUUGGCAUUUUUCUGAUUGGGAUGGACGGGAUCUACUCGUACAGAAACGAAGCUUGGUAUAACAUCUUGGGCACAGUGGCACAAGACGUUGGUCUUGAGGAGGCAUGGACCCUUCUCAUCGAUGAAGAGUACCAUGAGUUGGGCCGAAGGAAGUUCAAGGAACUCAAGGAGACCAAGCAGCACCAGUCAUUUGAGCUACGUCUUAAGAAGACAUGGAACGCACCAGCUCAGAAUAUGGACGAAGAAUUUCCUGAAGCGCAGCCAAUGUGGGUUAUAACUUCGAUAUUUCCCGAACUCAACGAUCAAGGGGAGGUCAUUGAGAUUAUUGGUUGCUGCACAGAUAUCAGUCAACAAAAGUGGGGCGAGAAGCUCCAAGCAACCCAGGCUACAAGAGCUCAGGAGUCUAAAAGUUUCAGCCACGAGAUGCGUAAUCCUCUAUCUGCGAUUGUUCAAUGUGCUGACAGUAUCAUAUCUGCACACAAAGACUUUGGCUCUUCAACAGACUAUCAAAAGGUUUAUCAGAACAUCGUAGAGACCACUAUUGAUGCAGCCGAAACUAUUGUUCAGUGUUCAAAGCACAUGAAGACGAUUGUUGACGAUGUACUUACCAUGUCAAAACUUGACUCCGGCCUGUUCAUGAUGACUCCAGUCGACGUACAACUAGAUUCAAUCGCAAGAGAUGCGGUCAAGAUGUUUGAGGGCGAGGCGAAGUCAGCUGGUGUGGAGCUUCAUUUCAAGCUCGAAGAUUCCUGCAAAGAUACCAAGAUUGAGUAUGUCUCGCUCGAUCCAACACGAGUAUUGCAGAUCCUCAUCGAACUGACAACCAAGAAUCUCAUCACCAACGCCAUCAAGUUCACGCGGUUAGAGGAGAUCCGCAAGAUUUCUGUCAGCUUGGGCAUAUCUCUUGAGCAACCAACCCACAGUGCAAGUGGAAAUGUGCCAUUCUCACGUACAUCGGAAGGUGCAGAGGCUCAAACUUUGCAAGCGGAUUGGGAGAAGGGGCAGCCAGUAUACGUCAUCUUCUCAGUCCAGGACACUGGCCGCGGACUGAGCGAUGAAGAGCAUCAGCUUCUGUUCGCUCGAUUCUCUCAAGCAUCACCGCGUACACACAUUGACUACGGUGGCUCUGGCCUCGGCCUUUUCAUCUCACGCCGACUAACCGAAAUGCAUGGCGGAGCGAUUGGAUUUGCAUCCAAAUCCGGAGUUGGUAGCACCUUCUCCUUCUACGUCAAGAGCCGCAAGUGCGCCUUCCGGCCCAAAUUCAACCGCCACCAAAGCAACGCCGCAGUCAGCCUAAGCAUACGAGCCCACGAAACCGUUCUCUCGAGUCGAUCACGCAACGAAAAGGACGAGCCCCCAAGUAGGAACGCCACUGCCGACGUCAUCCCUAACAAAAACCUGCACGUCCUCAUCGUCGAAGACAACCUCGUCAACCAGCGCGUCCUUGCCAAGCAGCUGCGCAACACCGGCAUGCAAGUCGCCGUCGCGAACCACGGUGGUGAAGCCUUGGAAUAUCUCCGCACGACCAACUACUGCAUCCCUGACGGUACCGGCAAGCCCCUCGCACUCAUCCUCAUGGAUUGGGAGAUGCCUGUCAUGGACGGCUUGACCUGCGUGAGGAAUAUCCGGGAAUUGCAAAAGGAGGGGGUGGUUAGAGCACACGUACCUGUCAUCGCAGUGACAGCCAAUGUGCGGAGUGAGCAGGUUGAGGUUGCGCUCAAGGCAGGCAUGGACGAUGUUAUCAGCAAACCGUUUCGUAUACCAGAGCUGUGCGCUUGUAUACAGAAAACGUUAAGGAGUACGGCGAAGUGGUAG
This is a messenger RNA of Pyrenophora tritici-repentis Pt-1C-BFP, 3444 nucleotides long. The record is from RefSeq and is a predicted model, not a curated record. NCBI's taxonomy places the organism in Eukaryota, Fungi, Ascomycota, Dothideomycetes, Pleosporales, Pleosporaceae.